AUGGCUUACGAGCCAGGUGAUAUCGCGUUUAUACUAGUAUCUAUCGCCCUUGUCUGGUUGAUGAUACCAGGCAUCGGCUACUUUUACUCUGGAAUGGCCAGAGAAAAGAAUGCACUCUCGCUUAUCAUGUGUUGUUUGAUAUCUCUUGUUGUGGUCACAGUUCAGUGGUUCAUUUGGGGGUACAGCUUAACAUUCAGUGAUAACGCCAGUCCAUUUAUUGGAAACCUUGAUCAUGCAUUUCUACGCAACGUUCUUGAUAGUCCUUCGAUUGGAAGCGACAAGAUCCCAGAACUUUUAUUCUGUGUUUAUCAGGGAAUGUUUGCAGCACUGACGCCAGCUCUCGUCUUUGGCUCUGGUGCUGAACGUGGACGACUGCUGCCUAUGGUCUUUUUCAUCUUUAUCUGGACCACCAUUGUAUACGACACUGUCGCCUGCUGGACUUGGAAUCCACAGGGAUGGAUCGCGAAAUUAGGUGUUUUGGACUUUGCUGGAGGUAGCCCAAUUCAUAUCACGUCUGGAUUUUCAAGCCUAGCUUAUGCAUUGAUCUUGGGACGUCGCCAAACGGACGAAUUCAAGCCCCAUAAUAUGUCCAACGUCAUCUUGGGUACAGCCUUUAUCUGGUUCGGUUGGUUUGGUUUCAACGGCGGCUCAGCUCUUGCUGGUAACUUACGAGCCAUCAUGGCAUGCCUGGUUACCAAUCUUGCAGCUUCCAUGGGUGCGAUCACUUGGAUGUGUUUGGACUAUCGUGUUCAUCACAAAUUUUCUGCUCUCGGCUUUUGCUCAGGAGCUGUAGCUGGCUUGGUGGCUAUCACUCCUGGCGCUGGCUUCGUCAGUCCUGGUUCAGCACUUCUUAUCGGUUGUCUUGGUGCUGUUAGUUGUUAUGCAGCAGUUCGUUUGAAAAAUUGGCUCAAAUAUGAUGAUGCUUUAGAUGUAUUUGCGGUGCAUGGUGUAGGUGGCGUGGUUGGUAGCAUUCUGACUGGUGUCUUUGCUGAAUCUUAUGUGGCUGCUCUUGAUGGUAGCACGAUUAUUACUGGUGGGUGGAUUAAUCAAAAUUGGAUACAGGUUCCGUUCCAGCUUAUUGAUGUAGUUGCAGUGUCCAGUUGGAGCUUUGCAAUUACAUAUGCUGUCUUGUUUCUGAUGAAUCUCGUUCCUGGCCUAUCACUUCGUGUUGACAGUGAAGCAGAAAUCCAAGGACUGGACAUGGCAGAGAUUGGUGAGGUUGCAUAUAAUAAAUCUGAAGCAGGCAGUCAGCAAAAGGUGAAUUGUGAAGAAUAA
Messenger RNA from Rhizopus microsporus ATCC 52813, 1275 nucleotides. RefSeq names its product ammonium transporter. Gene Ontology annotation, cellular component: plasma membrane. Gene Ontology annotation, biological process: ammonium transmembrane transport. The transcript has 2 exons. Bases 1 to 1275 code for a protein of 424 amino acids. Lineage: Eukaryota; Fungi; Mucoromycota; Mucoromycetes; Mucorales; Rhizopodaceae. Gene Ontology annotation, molecular function: ammonium channel activity. The record is from RefSeq and is a predicted model, not a curated record.